This is a messenger RNA of Theileria annulata, 2574 nucleotides long. RefSeq lists its product as uncharacterized. The transcript has a single exon. Gene Ontology annotation, molecular function: ribonuclease P activity. Bases 1 to 2574 code for a protein of 857 amino acids. The record is from RefSeq and is a predicted model, not a curated record. Gene Ontology annotation, biological process: tRNA 5'-leader removal. Lineage: Eukaryota; Apicomplexa; Aconoidasida; Piroplasmida; Theileriidae.
AUGUUAUGGGUAUUUAAAAUCUUCUAUAAGAUCUGGGUUUUUACAGCUAUAGAGUCGUAUCUCACAUUUGAAAAUGUAUUCCAUAAUUAUAGAUCGAAUACUAAUUUCGUUCAUUCCUUUAAAUGUAGUAAUUUUAAUAAAGUAAGAUUAAAAAGUGUUAUAAACACCCCUGUAUCAUAUGAAAAGGCAAGAAAUUAUGCACUUUUUGCAGAGGUAACGGAAACCGAAGUAAGGCCUGAAAUAUUACGGAAAACUUCGGUAAUUGAUUUGGAUUAUCUAGGUCACUUAACAGGAGAUUUGAUUAGAUAUUCAAAGUCAGUGGAUAAAAAUAAACCCGAAAUAUGCUACGAACAACUGAAGAAUAUCUUCGGAAAAUUUUCACACGUGAUUUCAGAACUUUUCACCGAACCAGUUGAAGUAGAUUACCAAAGUAAACUUGAACAAAUAAGACAAGAAUUUGGAGAAAAAAUAGAUAAAAUCGAACCUCACCACCUUUUGAAAAUCAAUCCAACUGAAUAUCGUAAUAACACAACAACUUUUGCCUACGAGUACUUAGUUGAUUAUGAUCCACUCAAUUCAGAAAAAGUACCCAGAGUUUUUAGGAGAGAUUUGAGGACAGACGUACCAAAAAUACUAAGAAAAAGACUGUCAUAUAUUAUAAAUUUCUUUUCAAAAACAUUGGGACUAUUUUUUGUAACAUUUUACCAGUCUAACUUGCCAAUCUCAGAGCUGUAUAAAGAGAGUACUACAUUAGGGCUGGAAUCAACACCUCAGCUUUUAGAAGGGAUAACCUUGUUACACCUUACCGAUAAUUAUUAUGGAACUGAUUUAAGAAAGAAAAUUGAUAAGUCGUUAGAAUUAUUUGAAUACUCGAGCAUUGUUAAACAGGGGAGAAACAAAAGCUUCUCCCUUAUUAUUAACCAUUUUUUUCAGAACAAAGACUAUGAAUCGAUUUUUUACGUAAUAAAAUAUAUAACUAAUAACCUAGAUAAGAAGUUGAAUGGGCUUUACUUGGUGCAAUUUCUAGUAUCGCUGGCGCACAAAUUCAAAUCCUUAAAAGGUGAUAGUAACAAUGACAAAUUUACCCACAAUAUCCCUUUGAACAAUUCAGUUUCUGAAAAUGAAGAGGGUUUAGAUGAACGAAAGAGGUUUAAAAAGAUGAUGUUUUCUGAGUUGAAGCAGUGGAUCAAACAAUCACUUGAGUUGUAUGAAAAGUGUAACUUACACCCUUUUAACAUGAUUUAUGAGUUUGCAGAAAUCCUUGAGAGGAAUUAUAGAGAUUUAGUUCCUGGAUUGUUCAGAAUAGUUACAGUAAGUUCAUCAGGCGAUUCCGCAGUCCCACACGGCCUCUGUGACCUUUGCAACACUAAAAUUAACUUCCAGGAUAUUUCAGACCCUGACAGGUUUGAGAUAUUCUCGAACAUGCUCAAGACGAUAUUCAACACCACAGUGAAGGAGUUUUUCCCGCUCUUCAAUUUCUACAAGUUUCUGCUCAGAGGCACAGUCAGAGGAAAACCAUACACCUGCAUCAUUGACGGACAAAACGUUGGCUUUUACAAGAACAAUUGCUGGGUCUUGGAUUGGAAUAAGCUCUUAGACGCGUUCUAUUUCUUUGAAUCAGCAGGCGAGAACCCGCUCAUCGUGUUGCCAUUCAGAAUCUACAACAAACUUAUGGCUCACUUGGAGAAAAUGGAUAAACCAAGUUUUGAUUUGUUUGACAUCCUUAAUGAAAACAAAUCCAUAUAUCUCACUAAUAAUUAUUCCUAUGACGAUAACUAUUUUCUCCUGGCUGGGAUUGUCAAGUUUACAGAAGACGAGAUUAAAUUGUUUGACCACUUCAUUAAUCAAACCAGUGUCGACGAGUCCUACUAUGCUAGUAUUGAAUACUGCUUAUCAAAAAUUAAAAAUGACCAAUUUAAGAAAAGUGAUAAGAACACAAUUAUCGUAACUAACGACCGACUUUCAAAUUUGUUGAUAGAGGAUGUGAACACUGAAGUGUUAAACACAUGGAAAAACUAUUCACUGAUUAAUUUCACGGCAUUUAACCCCAAGGGCAGGCUAACCAUGGGUCGGAGAAUAAAUUACACCUUUUCAGUCGUCUCAGAUAAUGACAAGUUCCAUAUACCAAUAGGCUACGACCGUAUCUUUACAAACAGUAAUGAGAUACAUAAGUUUGAAUUGGGACUCAAUAUACCAUCUGGGACAUCUAACUUUUCCGGGUCUUCUAGGUCACCAGAAACAGGUAAAAUUUCUAUUAAAUUCCUCAAUCAGGAGGAAACACCUAACAAGAACUGGAUACGAGAUAAUCAACAUCUCUUGUUUGAUAGUACAAACUUAACGCCUAAUCCCGUUACCACAGAUAACGACACCUUUAAAGAGAGGGGUUCCUCCUACCAUCCCUAUGGAAGCACAGAUAAUGACUUUAAACAUUCCAAUGACCGUUAUAGAAAUGUAUUCUGUGAGAUUUACCACAACUCCCCCGAGAUUGUCGAACAAAUGUUCAUUCCGAACUCAAAGUCGAAGUGGUUGUGCAUAGAUUUAUCCCGCAUCGACUCACUAAUUGAAAACUUGUAA